UGGAGACAGGCAAAAACUCUGCCAGUAGAGAAGCAAAAUAGUUCAGUGGUAAAUAGAAGAGGAGGAUGAAGAAGGGGAAGUGGUCCAAGGAAGAGGAUGCCUUGAUGAAAAAACACAUUGAGAAGUAUGGCAUUGGCCGUAGUUGGCAAACAUUGGCUGAAACUUUAGGGCUGCAGCGCUGCGGCCGGAGCUGCCGAUCACGAUGGCUGAACUACCUCCGUCCGGGGCUGAAGCACGGCAACUUCACGCCGGCCGAGGAGAUGAUCAUCUGCGAGAUGUACAGCAAGAGGGGAAGCAGCUGGUCCGUCAUCGCCGCCCAGCUCCCGGGAAGAACAGACCUCGCCGUCAAGAACUACUUUCACAGCACGAUCGCGAAGAAGUUCACCGGCGCGAGCCGCGCUGCCGUCGCGCGCCGCAGGCGCCACCGCCCCUCUGCAAGCACGACGUCGGACGCCACGAAGCCGGACGAGCUCGCGCUGGUCGCCCACGACGAGGAGAGCGCCACUACAGGUUCGUCAUGCCAUGCCGGCGGCAUGGUGGACACGCCCGUCCUGGCCGGCCCGCUGCCGGCGCGCCCACCGCUGGCCAUCGCCGCCGGCUACGUGGUGAAAGAGGAGGUCGGCGAGGCAGCGUGGACUGAGAGUAAGCCGGCCGUGGCGCGUGCGCUUCUGCUGCAGAACGCACCGGCGCCGCCUGGUGAUGAGGCUGGCGCCAUGGACUUGGUCUGCGCCCCCAUGUCCCCGAUCCCCCUGGCGUUCAUGGAGCCGGGCCUGCCUUGGAUUGGCGGUUUCGACAGCUUGCUGCCCUGGUUCGAUGACUGGUACUCUAGUUAAGUGGCUACGUGCGUAGCAUUGGCCAUCAUCAAUGGCUCGUCUUCAAGGAAUAGCUGUAAGAUUGUCACGUACUGUGAAACAAUUAUGUUGUGAGGAUUGGGAAUUUGAGUAGUUGCAUGGCCAUGAGUGACCUUGUUAUUCUGACUUUCAGUUGAUGCAAUUCCUAAACACUGCAAGAGUUUCUUCA
Messenger RNA from Lolium perenne, 1020 nucleotides. RefSeq names its product transcription factor MYB87-like. NCBI's taxonomy places the organism in Eukaryota, Viridiplantae, Streptophyta, Magnoliopsida, Poales, Poaceae. The record is from RefSeq and is a predicted model, not a curated record.